This is a messenger RNA of Chrysochloris asiatica (Cape golden mole), 6220 nucleotides long. RefSeq names its product fibronectin type III domain containing 3A (gene FNDC3A). NCBI's taxonomy places the organism in Eukaryota, Metazoa, Chordata, Mammalia, Afrosoricida, Chrysochloridae. The transcript has 26 exons. The record is from RefSeq and is a predicted model, not a curated record. Gene Ontology annotation, molecular function: protein binding. The coding region runs from base 310 to 3909 and encodes 1199 amino acids.
CUCCCGGCUCCGUAGUAAGCAUGGCGGCGGCGGCGUUUGUGGUCCCUCGGGUGAAACAGAAAGCUGGAGCUACGCGGAGAGGGAGCGAAGAGCGGGGCUGAGGCGGCGCCGUCACUGCCGGGAAACAACCCCAACAGUCACUGCGCCGGAGGCUGCGGCGCCCCCAAGAGUCGGCUCUGCAGCUGAGGUGAGAACGAGAACGAUCAGGAACCUGAAGACGAGGCACCAGGGUAGCCGCCUCCCUCUGCCUCAGAACGGCGUGACUCGGAGAGUUGGAGGGAUAUCCGGUAUAUUCAUGUCUCAUUGAUAAUGGCAGAACAUCCACCACUACUGGAUACAACUCAGAUUUUAAGUAGUGAUAUUUCUCUUCUGUCUGCCCCUAUUGUAAGUGCAGAUGGAACACAACAGGUUAUUCUGGUACAAGUUAACCCUGGAGAAGCAUUUACAAUAAGAAGAGAAGAUGGACAGUUUCAGUGCAUUACAGGUCCUGCUCAGGUUCCAAUGAUGUCUCCAAAUGGUUCUGUGCCUCCUAUUUAUGUGCCUCCUGGAUAUGCCCCACAGGUUAUUGAAGACAAUGGUGUUCGAAGAGUUGUUGUGGUUCCCCAGGCACCCGAAUUUCAUCCUGGUAGUCACACAGUGUUGCACCGUUCUCCACAUCCUCCUCUGCCUGGCUUCAUUCCUGUCCCAACCAUGAUGCCCCCUCCACCGCGUCACAUGUACUCACCAGUAACUGGAGCUGGAGACAUGGCAACACAGUAUAUGCCACAGUACCCAUCUUCACAAGUAUAUGGAGAUGUAGAUGCUCACUCAGCACAUGGAAGGUCUAACUUCAGAGAUGAAAGAUCUAGUAAAACAUACGAACGUUUGCAGAAAAAAUUAAAGGAUCGCCAAGGAACACAGAAAGAUAAAACGAGCAGUCCACCAUCAUCACCCCAGAAAUGCCCUUCUCCCACAAAUGAACAUAAUGGACUUAUAAAAGGACAGAGUGCUGGUGGUGGGAACACCGGAUCUGCAAAAAACAAAUCAGGGAAAGGGAAAGGUGGCAUACAACUUGAUACAGAUACAGAAGAAAAAGAUGCCGAAACUAAAGCAUUUGAAGCACUUCUUUCCAAUAUUAUCAAACCAACCGCCUCUGACAUCCAGGCAAGAACAGUAGUACUUACCUGGUCACCACCUUCCAGCUUCAUUAACGGCGAAACAGAUGAGACUACUACUGUACCAGAGCUCUAUGGUUACGAAGUUCUGGUUUCAAGUACUGGAAAAGAUGGGAAAUAUAGGAGUGUUUAUGUUGGAGAAGAAACAAGUGUCACUGUAAAUGAUCUCAAGCCAGCUACAGACUACUAUGCAAAGGUUCAGGCAGAAUAUAAUUGUAUAAAGGGAACUCCUUCAGAAGCCGAAAGCUUUACCACUUUGAGCUGUGAACCUGAUAUACCUAAUCCACCAAGGAUAGCCAAUCGGACCAAAAAUUCACUCACUUUGCAAUGGAAGGCACCCAGUGACAAUGGUUCUAAAAUUCAAAGCUUUACUCUAGAAUGGGAUGAGGGAAAAGGAAAUGGAGAAUUUUGUCAUUGUUACAUGGGUUUACAGAAACAAUUUAAGAUCACUAAACUGUCCCCAGCAAUGGGUUGUAAAUUUAGACUAUCAGCCAAAAAUGACUAUGGUACAAGUGGUUUUGGUGAAGAAGUUGUAUAUUACACCUCAGGCUGUGCCCCUUCUAUGCCAGCCAGUCCUGUAUUAACUAAGGCUGGUGUUACGUGGUUAUCCUUGCAAUGGAGUAAACCCUCAGGAACACCAUCAGAUGAAGGAAUAUCUUACAUUUUAGAGAUGGAGGACGAAACUUCAGGAUAUGGUUUUAAGCCUAAAUAUGAUGGAGAAGAUCUUGCUUACACAGUGAAAAAUCUCAGACGUAGUACAAAGUAUAAAUUUAAGGUUAUUGCUUAUAAUUCAGAAGGUAAAAGUAAUCCAAGUGAAGUAGUAGAGUUUACUACAUGUCCUGAUAAACCUGGAAUACCUGUAAAGCCUUCAGUUAAAGGAAAGAUACAUUCACACAGUUUUAAAAUAACUUGGGACCCACCCAAAGACAGUGGAGGGGCAGCCAUCAGUAAAUAUGUAGUAGAAAUUGCAGAAGGUCCAAACGGAAACAAAUGGGAUAUGAUCUACAGUGGAGCUACUAGGGAACAUCUUUGUGAUCGACUAAAUCCAGGCUGUUUCUAUCGUUUACGAGUUUACUGCAUCAGUGAUGGAGGACAGAGUGCGGUGUCUGAAUCUUUACUUGUGCAGACUCCAGCUGUGCCUCCUGGCCCAUGCCUCCCUCCCAGAUUACAGGGUAGACCCAAAGCAAAGGAAAUACAGUUACGAUGGGGACCCCCUCAAGUUGAUGGUGGAUCACCCAUUUCCUAUUAUGGUGUGGAAAUGUCUCCUGUAGAAAAAGAUGAACCCAGAGAAGUUUACCAAGGCUCUGAAGUAGAAUGUACAGUGAGCAGCCUUCUUCCUGGAAAGACAUACAGCUUCAGACUGCGUGCAGCUAACAAAAUGGGGUUUGGACCAUUUUCAGAAAAAUGUGAUUUUACUACAGCCCCUGGUCCACCUGAUCAGUGCAAGCCUCCUCAAGUGACAUGCAGAUCUGCAACGUGUGCACAAGUGAUUUGGGAGGUCCCAUUGAGUAAUGGAACUGAUGUCACUGAAUAUCGAUUGGAGUGGGGAGGAGUUGAAGGAAGUAUGCAAAUAUGUUACUGUGGACCUGGUCUUAGUUAUGAAUUAAAAGGACUUUCACCAGCAACCACCUAUUAUUGCAGGGUCCAGGCUCUGAGUGUUGUUGGUGCAGGCCCAUUCAGUGAAGUUGUAGCCUGUGUAACUCCACCAUCAGUUCCUGCCAUUGUAACUUGUCUUCAAGAAAUAAGUGAUGAUGAUAUAGAAAAUUCCCAUUACUCACCUUCUACAUGCCUUGCAAUAAGCUGGGAAAAGCCUUGUGAUCAUGGUUCAGAAAUCCUUGCCUACAGCAUAGACUUUGGAGAUAAACAACCUUUGACCGUGGGAAAGGUUACGAGCUCAAUUAUAGACAGUUUGCAGCCAGAUACAACAUACAGAAUACGAAUUCAAGCCUUGAAUAGCCUUGGAGCUGGUCCUUUCAGCCACAUGAUAAAAUUAAAAACUAAGCCUCUCCCUCCUGAUCCACCACGUCUGGAAUGUGUUGCCUUUAGUCACCAGAACCUUAAGCUUAAGUGGGGAGAAGGAACCCCAAAGACAUUGUCAACAGAUUCAAUUCAGUACCACCUUCAGAUGGAGGAUAAGAAUGGAAGGUUUAUAUCCUUGUAUCGAGGACCAUGUCAUACGUACAAAGUACAAAGACUCAAUGAGUCAACAUCCUAUAAAUUCUGUAUUCAAGCUUGCAAUGAAGCUGGGGAAGGACCCCUCUCCCAAGAAUAUAUUUUCGCUACUCCAAAAUCUGUCCCAGCUGCCUUGAAAGCACCCAAAAUAGAGAAAAUAAAUGAUCACAUUUGUGAAAUUACUUGGGAAUGUUUACAGCCAAUGAAAGGUGAUCCAGUUAUUUACUGUCUUCAAGUUAUGGCAGGAAAAGAUUCUGAAUUCAAACAGAUUUACAAAGGUCCCGACUCUUCAUUGCGGUAUUCAAGCCUUCAGCUGAACUGUGAAUACCGUUUCCGUGUGUGUGCCAUUCGCCAGUGCCAAGACCCUGUGGGGCACCAGGACCUGGUAGGUCCCUACAGUACCACAGUGCUCUUCAUCUCUCAGAGGACAGAAGCGCCGGCCAGCACCAACAGAGACGCUGUGGAAAGUCCGAGGCGCCGGCGGGCCCUCAGUGAUGAGCAGUGGGCCGCCAUCAUCCUCGUGCUGUUCGCUUUCUUCUCUGUUUUGAUUGCCUUUAUCAUUCAGUACUUUGUAAUCAAGUGAAAAUACUACUUCAUUUUUUAAUGCUUUAUUAUAUUUUAUUUUGUCAUGUACUAAAAUGAUUUCUGUAUUGCUUUUACAAAAACAGUGGCAUUUAGCACUGGCAUUGAGACUAUAGCACGACAUUUUGCCAUUUACAAUGCUUAUAUUAUUAGGUAAUGGCUGGCACUUUAAUAGAAUGCAAGCCACAGAAAUAUCAAAUUUAGUGGGUUUUGUUUGGUGGGGCUUUUUUUUUCCUUAACUUUUUUUUUUUUACAUGCUUCUUAUAAAACAAACUUUCUAAGAGGCAACAAUACAUAAUUGAUAUUUUGACCAGUCAGCAUGAGUGUAACAGUGAUAAGCCUCAUCUGUUUAUUACCAAGUUAAAAAUUCCAAAUGAAUAAAAUUUACACUAAAUGCUGUACAAAAAUGUUAAAGUCUGAUGCUGUGAAAGCAAUCUAGUGCUAUAUUUCUACCUCCUCAUUUGUCUUAAUUAUUUGGUAAAGAAGAUUUUGAUGAAUAACUAGAGGGGCUUAGCAAACAAAAAAUAAUAAUGGAAGAAAAGAUGCAUGAAAAAGAAUCUUCUUGUUUGAUAAAUGUGGCAUUCUUCAUGACAGCUAUAUAUCCAUAAAUUCGUACAUCGGUCACUUAAAGAAAGCACAGGCAGUCCACUUGGCCUAAAAAUAUUUUAAUGUUUACUAUUAAAGUACCUCUUCAGAUCUUGAAAACGUGGAAGAGAUAGCUUUUAUAGAUACUUUUUUAAAACUAAUAAAGUCAUUUUUUAAUUUCAACUUAUUUAAUUUGGCUUCUGUUUAUGAUAUGUUUAAGCUAUACCUAUGUGUAUAAGGACAUACAUGUACACAUAUGGCAUAACACACACGUUUUAUACACUUGGCACCUACAAUUGUUGCACAUAUGUAUUGCAUACACACUCCUUCUGUCUAGUUUGGGCCAAUUUUGAAGAACUUCCAUAAGUUUUGCUGCUUCUCCCAUAACUACUGCCAUCACCAUCAGAAUUCAUAAUCAAACCUAACCUUUUUGUUUGGGUCACCAAAUCCGAAGACAAAACUAAUUUGCACCAGUAAACUUCAAGCUGCUUUCUAUCUUGAAAAACUAAUGUUUGAUGUAAUGUCUGUUCCAAAUUGUUGACUGCAUGUGGUUAAUGUUGCAUUUGAGCACUUUGCUAUUACAUCAUUAAUGUUUUGUGAGCUUGCAUUUGUGAGUUUAUAUUGGAUGAUCAGAUUGAAUUUUGUCAAGUACCAUAUUGUACAUCUGUCUAGAUGUUAAUGACUGCCAGUAAAUAUACAGUUUGUAAUGAAAUUAUCUAAAAUUCUUGUUUUAUCACAUCUGUUCUCUGUAAAACACUUGUAACUAGCUUUUUUUAAUUUAUUAUUUGAAUUUUAGGAUAGUGACUCACUAAUUUUUAGUUGCUUGGGUUAGCAUUUUGGUGAUUACUAAGCACUUCUGCCAGUCUUUGAAAAAAGGAGCAUAUGUUUUGUGCUUUGAAGAUUCUGAAGAAUUUGUCUUAUAUUAGAAUGGGCAUGUAUUGUAAUUGUUUUAUGUCAAAUAACCUGUGCUGUUGAAAAACAUUGACCUUUGUUCCAAACAGAAAUGGAUAAACUUGGCCUUUCCAAGUCGUGAGAAUGAUCUGUCACUAUAAUAUACUAUAUGUUUACAUUUUAUUUAAAAUUAAAUCUCUGAUGUAUAGAAUGAUAACCUUCCCCCAAAACAACCGUGAUUGUGAUUGUUUUCUAGAACUUCUUAAAAGUGCCACAUUUGGCAGUACAAAUGAGUGUGAGUGUAAUCGCCCAGAGAUUUCUAUAUAGUUGAAUGUCUAAAAUGGUAAAAUGUGCCACUGUGACAAGUUUACAGUGGCUUAUGUUUUUCAUAGUAAACUCAAAUGAACACCUAUUUUUGAUAGUAAAUGUCAUUUAAUAGUGUAUUUGCCAUUUGAGCCUCACUGCAAAAUUAGUGCAGAGGAGUAAGCAAUUUCUAUUGUAAUGUUGAUUUUACCUCAUAUACUGUACAUUCCAAAAACUCUAAACUUUUUAAAGAUUAUAGAUACACUACCAAACAUAUCACCUUAAAAUUGUAUAAGGUUGAACUUCAUACAAAUGAAAAAAAUAUAAUCUCAUAAAAUACAUGAACUAUGUAGCAAAAGUAUCUUUAAAAUCCAUGAAAAAUAAAAGUUGUAUAAUUCUUUUUCUGAGAUGUGUUUAUUGCCUUCAUAUGCAUUACCUGCUGCUUGUUUUAGAAAAUUAAAUGUUUCGUCUUAUAAUGGGCUUAAAACAAUAUUUCUAGCGGUAUUCGUAUCUUCAACAUAAGAGGAGGAAUA